AUGCUUUCUCGUCAUUCAUCGUUGGUUAAUCUCAUCUUUUAUUUGCUGAUACUGUCAGUGAUAAAUGCAAACUAUGAUUACGACGACAGUUUCAUGGAAUUUGCUUCAAGUGAAGGUGAAAGAGGGCUUUUUCCUAACAUAUUCAAUCUUGCGACAAAUGCUUUAAUCUGGGCAGAUGCAACAUGUGGAGAAGAACAUAAAGAAAUAUAUUGCAAACUGGUUGAACAUGUCUUUAACAGGCAGCCACAGUGCGAUGUUUGUGAUGCAAAUGACGCCAAAAAGCGGCAUCCAAUUGAAUUUGCUAUUGAUGGUACUCGACGUUGGUGGCAGAGUCCUUCUUUGGCUAAUGUGGCAUAUAUUAUCGUGAAGAGUGCAAUAGCUCCUCGACCAGGAACAUGGGUACUUGAAAAAUCGCUUGAUGGCAUUAAUUAUAAACCGUGGCAAUAUUACGCAACAAGCGACUCAGAUUGUAUGCGAGUUUUCGGUGUGCCAGCCACAACCGGUUUACCCAAAUUUCUAAAAGAUGAUGAAGUAAUUUGUACAUCAUAUUAUUCAAAACUUGAUCCACUGGAAAAUGGCGAAAUCCAUACCUCUCUUGUUAAUGGUCGCCCAACAGCUGAGGCCGCUUCGGAAUUACUUCAAAUGUUAGCUAAAUUGUUUGCUUGGGGUCCUUUUUCAGUAGAAGAUACAAUUUCUGAUUUGAUUACACUUAUACUUAUCGUUUGUUUGAGACGAAUGAUCGAGCUUUUUUGCCUGGAUCACUUAGGAAUAACGGAAUUCACUAGAGCUAGGUUUGUCCGACUUCGGUUAAUAAGUAUUCGUACAUUAAAUGCUCAUUUAAUGAUCAUUAACAAUCGGGCAUCAAGGCAUAGGCUUGAUAAAUCGGUUACGCGACGAUAUUUCUAUGCUUUAAAAGAUAUAAGCAUUGGAGGUCAAUGUAUUUGUCACGGUCAUGCUGAAAGUUGUCCACCGGAUCCAGUCACUGGUCAAUUUCGUUGUGAAUGUCGGCACAAUACUUGCGGUGAAUCGUGCAGUAGUUGUUGUCCAUUAUUUAAUCAAUUGCCUUGGGCUCAAGGAACUCAAUCACAUCCAAAUAUUUGCCAAGCUUGUCAAUGUUUUAACCAUGCUGACCGUUGCGAAUAUGAUCCAGAAAUCGAACGGCUUGGACUAAGCGUAACACCUGAGGGGAUAUUCGAAGGCGGCGGUAAAUGUAUCGAUUGCAAGCAUAAUACUGAUGGUAUUAACUGUGAACGCUGCAAAUGGACUUAUUAUCGUCCUUCAGGUAUAACUCAUUAUCGUGAGGACGCUUGCCGUCCAUGUGAUUGCGACCCGCUUGGAUCAGAGCAUAAUAAUUGCAGGCCUGGUGAUUGCAUAUGCAAGCCUGGAUUCGGAGGUAGACGAUGCGACAUUUGUGCUCGUGGUUAUCGCAGUCAUCCUUCGUGUGAGCCAUGUCCAUGUAAUCAAGCAGGAUCCUUGAAUUUCGAUACAUGCGAAGAAGAAAAAUGUGUUUGCAAAGCAAAUGUGGAAGGAAUAUAUUGUGAUCGGUGCAAAGAAGGAACUAUUAAUUUGAAUGCCAACAAUCCUAUCGGGUGUCAGACAUGCUUUUGCUUUGGUCAGAGUGGCAUAUGCAGCGAAAAGAAAUGGGAUAGAGGACAGAUUCGUGAUAAUAUCGGAUGGAACUUAACAGAUUAUUCACAGACAAAAUCGGUUAAGCCGAAGUCAGAAAAUGGAGAAAUGUUGAUAUACAAUAUUGAUGAUCACAAAAGUGAAACACUUCAUUACUGGAAAGCGCCAGCUAUAUUCCUCGGAAAUAUGUUAAAAAGCUAUGGCGGUUAUCUUCAUUAUUAUGUUUAUUUCGUACCUUCGAGUGAUGGCGAAUCUGUUCCAAUUCCCGAUGUCAUAUUAGAAGGAGAUGGCCUCAAAUUGGAAUAUCAUAGUAGACAAGAACUUUUUCCACGUGAAAAUAUAAGUAUGCUUAUUCCCAUACGGGAAACAAUGGGGUGGUAUAAUUCGGCGACGAGAACUGCAGUUGAUAAGACAGAUCUUAUGCGCGCUCUCGCUGAUGUUAAUAGCUUGCUUAUUCGAUCUACUUAUCAUCAAAAUCAGGUUCAAUCGAGCAUCUAUGGUCUUUCUCUCGAUACUGCUACUGAACCUCAAAAAAAAAAGGAAAUGGAGGACGAAAUGGAUGCUUCAAAGCCGAAAACUUUAAUAGAUACUUUGAUGAGAGGUGUUGAAAUCUGCGAAUGUCCCGAAAAUUUUUCUGGAACCAGCUGCGAGCAAUGUGUCGCUGGUUAUCGUCGCGUCAAUGCUCAGUUGUAUGCAGGUAAAUGUGAACAAUGUAUUUGUGAAGGCCAUUCAAAUAAAUGCGAUCCAUAUACUGGCCACUGCCUUGAUUGUCAGCAUAAUACUACGGGAUUUCGUUGUCAUCAGUGUUUACCUGGUUAUUAUGGAAAUCCUUCACUGGGAGGAGAAAUGGGACAAUGUCGAUCUUGUGCAUGUCCCACCAUUGAUAACAAUUUUUCUUCCCAGUGUGCGCUCACACAGUUAGUAGUCGAAGGUGUUGCUGCAUCUAGUGAAGAUGCCUACGUAUGUACCGCUUGUGAACAGGGCUAUGAUGGAAACAAAUGUGAAGUUUGUGCCGAUGGUUAUUUUGGCGAUCCAUUAGCUAUGAAUGGUUCAUGCCGACCUUGUGAAUGUAAUGGAAAUAUUGACCCAAUGGCAAUUGGGAACUGUGAUAGGACUACAGGAAAAUGCUUGAAAUGUAUUUAUAAUACUGAUGGUGAUCACUGUGAAUAUUGCAAGGAAAAUCAUUGGGGCAAUGUUAAUAAUAAAUCUUGCAAACCAUGUAAUUGUCAUCCGAAAGGAUCAAACGUCGCUAGCUGCGAUAAUUCAACAGGUUCCUGUGAUUGUCGUGAGAAUUAUGAAGGCGCUCAAUGUGACAGAUGCAAGGAUGGUCAUGGUGACAUUGAAAAUAAGUGUCCUUUGUGCAAGUGUAAUUCUACAGGUUCAUUUGGCAGUGAAUGUGAUCAGGUUUCUGGCCAGUGUGCUUGUAAAACUGGUGUAUUUGGCAAACAUUGUGAUAUGUGUCGUGCAAGUUAUUUUAAUUUCACUGAAUUCGGGUGCCAGUUUUGUCAUUGCAAUACAUAUGGUGCAAUUGAUAACGGAAAAUGUGAUAAUAUGACAGGAAAAUGUGAAUGCCGUUCAAAUGAAUGUGAAUGCGAUGAAAAAGGUUCUGAAGAUACCCAGUGCGAUAUUCACACUGGGCAGUGCAUCUGUAAGCCUGGAGUCACUGGACUGAAAUGUAAGAAAUGCGCACCAAAUCACUUUGGCAUGAGUGAAGAAGGUUGUAAAGAAUGUCAAAUAUGCCCUGCCCCCGGGCAGGUUUGCGAUCCUAUCACUGGGGAUUGUGUUUGCCCACCUAAUACGGUUGGUGAAAUUUGUGAAAAUUGUACGACUAAUGCAUGGGACUAUGAUCCCUUAAGAGGUUGUACAUUGUGUGAAUGCUCGGAUAUUGGUGCAGAUGGACCUGAUUGUAGCCCAGUGAAUGGUCAGUGUAAUUGUCGUUCUGGUUACGUAGGAAUUAAAUGUGAUCGCUGCACUCACGGAUAUUUCAAUUUUCCGAAUUGCGAACCCUGCAACUGUGAUCUAUCGGGUGUGGAUCCAAAAAGCUGUGGAAGUGAGGGGUCAUGUUUAUGUGAUGACAGUGGACAAUGUUCAUGCAAGAAGAAUGUAAAAGGAGAGAAAUGUGAUAUAUGCGUCGAACAUAGUUUCAGCCUGGAAAAGUCGAAUCCUUUAGGUUGUACAGAGUGUUUUUGCUUUAAUCGAACGAAUUCAUGUAAGCAAAGCAACCUUGUUUGGCAGCAAAUAUAUGCCGAUGAUCGUGAAGUUAAUUUUAAAUUGAUCAAAUGUUUAAUGAGCGUAAUAUUCCAAGAACCGUGGCAAUAUUUUACUCGUAAACAUAAUAUCAACAUUCUGAAGGAAUAUCCUCAACGGUAUAAUAGUUAUCCGGCAGAUGUUUCACCGGUAUAUUGGCCAAUGCCGAUGAGUUUUCUUGGUGAUAAAACUACUUCAUAUAACGGAUUUAUACGGUUCAAAGUGGUAAAUUCCGAUAACCAGCGUGGUAUAGAUGAGCGGAUUCCAGAUGCACAGUACUUUCGCUAUUUUCCUCAAAUUGUUUUGAUUGGAAAUCAUCGCAUUAUUUUGGAGUAUGUGCCUGAUGAUAUCAGUGAUAAUGGCAGAUAUAAAGUGAAGAUACAUGAGAGCCAAUGGCAUUCUCGACUAAGCCCCGAAAUCCCAGUCUCCAGAAAACUGAUGAUGAUAGCGUUACAAAAUAUCCACAGUUUAUACAUAAGAGCCACAUAUAACUAUCCAGCAAGGGGCGAUUUGGCAGCAAUCAAGGAAGUAAGUAUUGAUAUCGGCGUAAUGGAAAAUGUUUCUGAUACUAAUGCUGUGGCCACUGGUGUUGAAAUGUGUGAAUGCCUAAAAGGAUAUGCUGGUUAUUCGUGUCAAAAUGCAGAUGAAGGCUACUGUAGAAAGAGACAGCCGGAUUAUUUAAACAGUGAGGAUGACCUUAUGUUAAUUGGUUGGUCGGAACCUUGCGCAUGCAAUGGUCAUUCAACAACAUGUAAUCCGGAAACUUGUAGAUGCAUUAACUGUGAACAUAAUACAUUCGGUGAUUACUGUCAAUAUUGCAAACCUGGAUAUUUCGGAGACGCAUUGUUACCUGGUCCAUAUGUUUGUACAAAAUGCGCCUGUCCCUUAGCAAACAAUAGUUUUAGUAAUACUUGUGUAGCAGUUAAUAGUGGACGUGGAUACCUUUGCGACUCAUGCAAGCCAGGUUAUACUGGAUUAUAUUGUGAAACUUGUAUCAGCGGUUUCUUUGGCAACCCAAAUGUAGAAGGAGGUUUUUGUGCUGAAUGUGAUUGUCAUCCAAAUGGAUCUAAGCAUGGCGUAUGUGAUGUUAACACUGGACAGUGUGAAUGUCACGAGGGAAUCACUGGUCGAGACUGUUCGCUGUGUCAGGAACGACAUGCAUUCGUUGGUGGGAUAUGUUUAUCUUGCGAUCAAGCUUGUACUGCAGAGCUUAUGACUAUGAUAGACGAACUUGAAAGAACUCUUUCAUCACAAAAUUUUUCUGGUCUCCGACCAAUUCCCUGGAAACGAAUCGCACGUAUAGGAAAUGACAUUAAAAGUUUACAUGCAAUAUUGGAUUCCAUCCAGUUAGAUAAAAGUGCUGCAGAAUCCUUGAUAAGCGAAAUAGGUACCAAUAAAAUACCUUUGGUAGAAAUGAAGGCUGUAGUUGAUCAAGCACGUUAUAUCCAAGAGCGAUCUAAUAAAUCGAAAAACAAGAUUGAUGAAAUCGUUUAUGAAGCAAUCGCACUUGGCAAAAGUGUUCAAAAAGAACACAGCAGGGUGUAUGGUUUGGUUCAACAACUCAUUCAUUAUGUGUCGUUUGGUGGUCAUGGUGAUGGAAAACUGGCCAAUUUGUUAACUGACGUCAUGCUACAUGAAACUAGAUCUUACUUGGAUGCAAUAAAAGAACGAGGACAAUAUAUUGACAAGCGGCAUAAUCGUGGUAUCAUUGAAUUUGAUAAAGCAGAAGAACUAUUAAAGAAAAUAACAUCGAAAAAAUUGAAUAACACAGUUUUUGAAUCACUCAAACAACGUUUGCAAACUUUUCGCCAGUGGGUAGAUGACUACAGAGCUACGGUUUGGGAUCAUGCACGUCAAAAUACUCUAGCAGCUAACAGAGUUUCUGGCGUUGUGUCAAAAAGAAUAGAACGCUUUAAUGAUGUUGCUUCAAACAUCACAGAUAUAUUAGUGAAAGCUACUAAUGAAAUUGGAAUGGCUGAAAAUAUGGUAGUAGAAGCGAAAACUGACAAAAUUUUGAGUAUGUACGACGAUUUUAAGAAUCUUAACGAUACAUUAUUUCCUAUAAUACGAGAAACUAUGGAGAAAUGUCAAGGAGAAGCCGAUAAAUAUGGACAAUUGCUCAACGAAUAUCGUCGAGAGUAUGGUGAUGGGAGUAAUUACCAUGCAAGUAAACUCGAAAGCGAAGCAAUUGGAUUGCAAAGUUCUUUCGUGGAUACGAAAAUGGCGGCCGCGAAUCCACUUCGUGCUUCAAAUGCGUAUAAGGAAAUUGUCGAUGCUUUGCGAAAUGCAUUGAAUGCUUCCGAAACAGCAAAAAAAGCAGCUGAACAUGCUUAUAAUGAACUGGAUCCGAAAUCAGAGACGUCCAUGGUUAAUAUCGCAUUACAAUCGCGUAAUAAAAGUCUUGAUUUGAAAAAAGACAGUGAAAUGAACUUAAAUGAUUUAACGAAGGAAAGAUUGGAUUAUAAGAACCGCUUAGACGUUGUUAGAAAAACGAUAUCAGAUAGACAGAAGAAAAAAUCGCUCAUAAGCGAGCAGUAUCAAACGUUUGAUGAUCAACAUGAUCGUAUGACUGGUUUGGUGAAUGCAGCUGGUGAUUCUGAAGAUCGUGCAAAAGGCGUUCUGGAAAAGGCGAAUAAAAUUAAUGCCAAAAUCAAAGAAGUCGAUGAAUCUGUUUCAAAUUUGAAAAAAUUUGCUAGCGAAAGUAUUCGAGAGAUCAUUGAUAAUGUUCGUGAAGCUAAUACAGAAGUUAAAACUGCAGUAGACCACAUUGAGAAAGUAAAUCGACAAACAGAAGAAGAUGCUAAGAGAAUUGGCGAUUUGGGAAAUAAAAUUGCUAUUUUGCAAGAAAAAAUCAAAGAAGCUCGGGAAAAAGCGUCAAGAAUAAGGAUUUCAAUGAAAUCAGAUGAAGAAGGCGCUUGUAGACGAUCAUUUACUUCUCCGAUCCAUCCGUCGCCAUCCAAUAAAUUCUCCAUUAAAUAUCGACCGUUUUGGAAUGUACCUGAUUCGUUAAUCUUUCUCACCCGUACAAAAGCCAAACGUACUCAACCUGCUGAAUAUCUUGCAAUGGAAUUACGUAAUCGGCGAAUAGUCGUGCACUGGGAUAUUGGGUCGGGUGCACGCAAAGCAACUAACACGCAUACAAUCAAUUAUAUUACACCUGGUGAUAGAACUGCAUGGUACCAUAUAAAUAUCGAAAGGAUUGGAAAUUCUGUGGUUGUUACCGUAGCACAACGGCAAACAAUAAUGGGUGAGGGUGUUAGAGCAAUAGACGAGCCAACUACAGUAAAAGUUGGGAAAUCAGAAGAAGAUUCUGAUGUAAUUUUCAACACAGUCCCUGGAGAAACUAAAAUACAAUUCGGGAUCGAUGCAAAUUUGGCGAAAGAAUUAGGCUUUUCAACUAAUAAAUUUUAUGGAACGAUUGGUGGCUUCACUGUGGAUGAUGCACAUUUGCCAUUAUGGUCGUUUUCUCAGUCAAAUCAAGCAUGUGAGGGCGAUUUCGCUGCACCAGUUACUGCUUCAACUGGUCACAUUUUUCGCGAUGGAUUCGCGCAGAUACGAUUACAAUCGGUUGAAAGGCCUAGCGGAGCACAGAUCACUAUGAUUUUUUCUGCUUAUUCGCCAGAUGGUUUACUUUAUUUCCGCGGAAACCCAAGUAGCACUGAGUUUGUGGAUAUUGAGCUGCGCGAUGGCCGAAUUGUGUUCAAAGUUAAUCUUGGUGAUGGGUCUUAUGCUGGUGUUCAGUCAAAGAAGUCUUCCUACAAUGAUGGCCGUGUACAUAAUGUUCGUGCUAUACGAAAUAAUGGCGAAAUGCACCUUCAGGUUGAUAAUGAAAACGACCGCAGUAUGCAGAAGAUUCCUGGAAAAAAUGGUGUAUUAAGUAUUCAUGAGUACGAUCAUUUUGUUGGCGGUGUUCCAUCUGAUUUCAAUAAGACUGCAUUCGAGCAGUUUGAUAUACAUUGGAAUGGAUUCUUUGGAUGUAUUCAGUCCGUAAAACCUUCUCAAGUGACUGAACUCGAUCUUGAUCAUACAAUUCGAUCGCAACGCAAAUCGCAGGGAUGUUCAUUUAAAAAUAAUCGUCUGGAACCUGCAGAUCGAAUUAUAGGCUUUGAAAAGCCUGGAUUCCUUAUAAUUGAGGGUGUUCAGUUAUCAGAUAAUUCAACAUUGGCGUUCGCUUUUCGAACUCGAACAGCAAAUGCAACUCUGCUUUUCCAGUCGAGCAAACUUACUACAUUUAGAAGACGUGAGCGAGAAACUGAUUCAUCUUACGGACAGGGCUAUUUGGCCUUUUAUCUAUAUCGUGGUUAUUUGGUUGUACAUUUGGGUAUAGAUGCUUCACAGAGAAGUAAAGUACUAACGCUUAGAUCCGAAAAUGUUUAUAAUGAUGGUCAAUUACAUUCAGUUUUUCUUUCUCGGCAAGGAAUAAUGAUCACUUUACGAGUAGAUGAUCGUGAAGUUGCUUCGGGAACAUUAAUGGAUCAAACGACCAUUGGUGCGCCUUCUAUGCAAAUAUUUAUUGGUGGAUUCCCAGAUAAAAUAAGGCCGUCAAGUAGUGAAAUGCCGAUGGCUGAAUCUUUUAUCGGAUGUAUUUCCCAUAUUUUCAGUAAUUAUGAGAUGGUGCCGAUUAUACCUGAUGCGCAUUUGGCAAUAAUCGGAUCUUGUCCCGUUGGUCCCUUUUCCACAUCAUCUUCAGAUGAGCCACUUACCGAUCACCAAGCAUUUGAUCGAAAAGCAUCCAAGAUUUCUUUGCAUAAAAUCGAGCCAACUUUGUCAACCUCUGAUAAAUAUAUCUACGCAGAUGCACAAGUUGCCGCUGCUUCCGGUAGAUUGCUUCCUACUGACCUCCCUAAUGACCGUGUGCCGAUCGUCGUUCAUGGUUCUAUAAAUACUCAGAUCCGCAGUACGAAACUACCAUCUAUGAAAUGUAUGUCGGCCAUCACAGCGGAUGAUGAUGGUGAAGGUUCCGCUCGAUUUGGCGUCUCAGAAAGUAGUCACAGUCGACUUAAUUUCAUUAAUCACUAUCCCAACAUUUUUGAAUUUCGAAUUGGAUUUUCUUUUCGGACUACAGAACCCAACGGUAUGUUGUGGAUUUGGGCAAAUUAUAAAAGUUAUUCGCGAUAUGUCUUCUUGAAUCUCAUCAAUGGUCGUUUGAAACUCGAAGUUAGUAAUUAUCUUCUUCUAACAGUUCUUACUAUUUUACUAUUGGUUAAGUUGGCUCCGCUGGCUGCAAGGAUGCGGACUUUCGUUUUUAUGGUGAUCUCGCUACUGCUUCACAAAGGCAACUGGAAGAAUGCAUUUCUAGCUAUCGUUAUUCGAGUUGUAAUUCCGCCUUUUGCUUGGCCAUUUGGGAUUAGGGCCCUUAAAACAUUCACUUAUAACUCGCCGAAAUUAAAUGAUGGACAUUGGUAUAAUGUUACGAUUAUCAAGGAUAAUCGAGAAAUCUCAAUGAAAGUUGAUACUUUUCCCAUGCAGAAUGCAUCAGAUAUGCCAAGUCCAAAAGUAAUGAAAAAAAGGAUGUAUGUUGGUGGGGUGAUAUCUCGCCAUCGAAAACAAUUUUUAUUGACUACACCUGGUUUCACCGGCUGCAUUAGGAAUUUCACAGUCGCUGAUAAGACUUACGAUUUAUUCGUCUCUUCUCGCGAUGUUAUUCCUUGCUCAGUUCCAUCACAGUCCUUCUAUGUUCAUGUUGGAGGAUAUUUUAAUUUUGGUCCUAUGAAAACAUUUAACAAUCGAAAUGAUAUUCAUAUUAGCAUUCAAUUUCGGCCAGGUGUAGAAAGUGGUCUUGUAUUCAGCUUGAUGAAUAAAGAUUCAGACAACAAUGCAUGGAUUAUAAUUUAUUUAAAAGAUGGGCUGGUAAUAUUCGAAUUAUUUGCCGCAAAACAGCGACUUGAUUUGAAGCACUUCUUUAGUGGUAAUAUAUGUGAUGGAAAUUGGCAUAAUUUAAGUUUACAAAUGUCGUAUAGAAACAUUAUACUUAGUUUGGAUUUGGAAAUCGAACAUAAAUCAUCGGAAAUAAAUAGUGAAUCGAUCAAUCUGUUUCGAAAUCUUCCCGUUUAUAUCGGUGGAAUGCCAGCAGCAUCUUUCGAAAAAAGCCACAUCUCAUCAUUAAUCGGCUGUUUCCGUAAUUUUCGUCUUUCCGGUGAAGUUGUGCAGUUUAAUAAGGCAAAAAAAUCAUUUAAGACAAUUCUAAAUAGUUGUCCAUUAUCAAAUUAA
Molecule: messenger RNA, 10083 nt
Organism: Dracunculus medinensis (Guinea worm)
Lineage: Eukaryota; Metazoa; Nematoda; Chromadorea; Rhabditida; Dracunculidae
Source: the annotation of a GenBank genome assembly